Molecule: messenger RNA, 2761 nt
Organism: Hydractinia symbiolongicarpus
Lineage: Eukaryota; Metazoa; Cnidaria; Hydrozoa; Anthoathecata; Hydractiniidae
Product: sodium-dependent neutral amino acid transporter B(0)AT3-like
Exons: 9
Coding region: 104-1999 (631 amino acids)
Biological process (GO): sodium ion transmembrane transport
Cellular component (GO): membrane
Source: RefSeq, a predicted model, not a curated record
CUAUAAGUCAGGACAGGUCAAUGAAGACAUAAUCAGGCUAGUUCGACUGCACUAAUGAGGUAGACUUUAAACUCACUCACGUUAAUACAAGGAAAGCUAAACUAUGGCUGGAGACUCAGUAGCGACGACCGAUGGCGAAAUCAAAGUUGCAAGCACAAGAGACAGUUGGGGAAAUAAAACAGAAUUCUUGUUAGCAUCAGUCGGUUUAGCUGUAGGUCUUGGUAACAUUUGGAGAUUUCCCUACUUGGUACAAAGAAAUGGAGGAGGUGCGUUUCUCAUACCCUACUUCAUUUUUAUGAUCAUUGAAGGACUGCCUUUAUUCUUUAUCGAAUUUGCAAUUGGCCAACGUUUUCGAACUUCUAGUGUUGGUUCAUGGGGUCGACUCAAUCCUGCAUUGCGCGGACUUGGAUGGUCCUGUAUUUUGGUUUCGUUCUGUUUGUGCAUCUAUUAUAUUGUUGUGCUCGCCUGGUGCAUAUAUUAUUUUUUCAUGUCGUUCACUUCCAAUCUUCCCUGGGAUGGAAAAGAAUCGUGCAUCAAUUAUCAUCAGUAUCAAAACAUUCUUAAUAAAAUCUCCGAAUUUAGUACGAAUGAAACGUUAAAAGCACCCUGGGAAAAAUUAAAAGCUGAUUUUCCUGACUGCUGUGUGAAGGACCCUGCUCAAUGGUAUUUUUAUCAGCGUGUAUUAAGAGUAUCAAGCGAUAUCGAAGAUAACGGAGUUGGUAUAAAUGCCAAUUUAUUGGGUUGUUUGAUAAUAGGCUGGGUGGUGACGUAUCUCUGUGUAGUAAAGGGAAUCCAGUCUAGUGGAAAGGUUGUAUACUUUACAGCGGUUUUUCCAUACAUUGUCCUUGUCGUUUUUUUCUUCCGUGGUAUUACGCUUGAUGGUGCAAAAAAUGGAAUCGAAAUUUUCUUUAAACCAGACUGGAGCAAGCUCACAGAACCGAGGAUAUGGUUAGACGCAGCUACUCAAAUGUUUUUUACGUUAGGCUUGGGUUUUGGAGCGCUGGUUGCAUUCGCCAGUUACAAUCCUGUUAAAAAUAAUUGCGUUAGGGAUGCAUAUACAGUUGUGUUUAUAAACUGUGGAACAUCGCUAUUUGCAGGUGUGGUUGUGUUCUCCAUUUUGGGUUACAGAGAAUUGAAAACUGGUCUCAAGGCUACAGAGGUCGGAUCUGGUCCUGGUCUUGCUUUUAUGGCUUUCUCUGACGCUAUUUUAUUGAUGGAAGCAGCGCCAUUUUGGUCAAUGAUGUUCUUUAUAAUGUUAAUCCUUUUGGGAAUUGAUUCAGAGUUUGGAACUUUGGAAGCUUCUAUCGCGCCGUUUUAUGAUAUGGGGUUAGUGAAAAUGAAAAAGAGUUAUUUUACAGCUCUUGUUGCUUUCAUUAUGUUACUAAUUGGUUUAUGCUUGGUGGCUGGUAAUGGAUUUUACAUAUUUCAAAUAUUUGAUGAUUUCUCCAUCACUUUACCGUUAUUGUUCAUUGGAUUCUUUCAAUGUAUUGGGGUGACUUGGAUAUAUGGUUCGGAUAACAUUGCAAAUGAUAUCGAAUACAUGACAGGAAGUAGACCAAAUGCAUUCUGGUUAAUUUGUUGGAAAUAUAUCUCACCAAUUGCACUUGCGGUUGUUUUCGUCACCAACAUCAACGAUUUGAGUAAAAAUGUCGCUCAAUAUUCUGCUUAUGUCGGGUGCACGAGUGAUCCCCACUCAUCAAAACACGUUGGCACAAAAACAUGGCUGACUAGUCUCAAUUACCCAACCUGGGCGCAGGCUUUAAUCUCGAUCAUCGUGUCAGCAUCAUUCUUGCCAACUCUAGUGUACUUGGUGAAAGAUUUUCUUUCCCGUCCAGAUGAGUAUGCCAAAGGCUUUAAAAAGCGAUUCUUUUCGAGUUGGGUUGAGUAUUUACCAGAUCCCUCGUGGGCAGACCAAAGUCGUAGAAAGACGAGGGCCGAGAUGGAGGAAAUUUUUAGAGAAUCGAUUCUACAAUCAGAAAGGGAUAGAAAGACAAAAUAAAUAAUACAUAAUAAUGUUUAUCAUUCUCAUAACCAAUCUUUCUCACUGCUUGGUUUAUGACGCACACUUGUUGCACUGUGAAACUUUAAGUAAUCGCAAGAAAGAGAAAUUCAAAACAAACAAACAAACAAUUGAAUUUAAGGAAAGUGUUUUCUUAAAAUUUAAACACAAGAAAUAGAAACCUUAAAACUUUGGGUAACUUCUCUAUAAUAGUCAAAUCUGUGUUUUAAAUAAAAGAGAAAUAACAUCAAAACUUUACUCAUGUUUUUAAAGGAUUUUGUACGUUAGUUUGCUUCAUGAUUGUGCAUAAUUCUUGUAUAUUAUUGUUUUUAACUGCAUUUCUUUCUUUCUUAGCUAUAUAUUGAUGCUUAAUCCCUACUGCAACUUAAAAUUGGAUAAACGCAAGGUUUUUUUCCCCUAGUAUCUAGAGUAUCUAAAAUUUCAUAACAUCUUUCAAAAUACCAAUUCUAAAAAUUUGUCACCAGACAAAAUAAAAACAAAGAUCAAUCUAAGACUGAGCUUGUUGCAGAUUCGGUUGCGAACCCCAGAGAUUAAAUGAAUACUAUUUCAGUGGUUUUUUAAAGCAGUUACGUACUUUAAGCAUUCAGCUUUACUACGAUCAUUUUUUUAUAGUCUAUAAAGGUAACAUUUUGCAAGGAGAAUUUUUUAAUUAAGGCACUGAAGAGAUUUUUUUUGGACACAUUUUCACACAAAAUGCGGAACUUAUUUUUAACUUUUGGCUACUUUGGUGGAACUUAUUUU